CCUGCAGCAACUCGGCAUCUCCUUCUCUCCUCUCUCCAUAACCUUUUCCUCUCUUUUGAAACGUCUCUCUCUUUCACUACAGAAUCAUUUCUAGAGCCUAUUGGAAUCCAUUUCAGAACCCUGAUAAAUCUAUCUCAUAACCCACCUCUCUUAAUUUCCCCGCCCCUCGUCCUUUCAAUUUAAGUUAUUUCCACCAUUUUAGGGCUUCUUACCUCCAGACCAGCAGCGUAUUCGCUUUCUUCCGUCCUCCGCAUUCGCUCAACUUUGAAGACUGCAGUUCCUGCUGUUGCAACUGAGUGUUUUCUUUCUUCAAUUUUCAGAAUAUAACGCCCAAAUCUUGAUCAGUUUAGGUUGCUUAUCCGUUUUCAACUUUGUGUUCUUGUACAUUUAUCUGAACCACGUUUAUACUUUUAAGAGAGCUUCUUCUUCUUUUAAAGUUACAGCUGCUUAGGGUUUUUCGUUAUUUGUUUUUUGGGGUGGAUGCUGGGAGGCAUUGUUUGGCGGUGGGAUGAAUAGUGUGUUCAGCGAACAAAUACUGGCAGACAAACUCUCCAAGCUCAAUAGCACUCAACAGUGUAUUGAAACACUCUCACAUUGGUGUAUAUUUCAUCGAAGCAAAGCUGAACUGGUUGUUGCAACAUGGGAUAAGCAGUUCCACAGUUCACAAAUGGUUCAAAAAGUUCCUCUUUUGUAUCUUGCAAAUGACAUCUUGCAGAAUAGCAGGCGUAAAGGAAAUGAAUUUGUUGCUGAAUUUUGGAAAGUUCUUCCAGCUGCUCUCAAAGAUGUUGCUAUGAAGGGUGAUGAUCAUGGGAAGAAAGUGGUGUCUAGAUUGGUUAAUAUAUGGGAAGAACGGAGGGUAUUUGGAUCCCAUGCGAUUAGCCUAAAGGAUGUGAUGCUUGGCGAAGAUGCAGUGCCCCCCCUUGAAUUCAGCAGAAAACGUUCACGCUCUGUUAGAAUUAUGAAACGAGAUUCACGGUCAAUUAGAACGAAAUUGACCAUUGGAGGUGCGGCUGAAAAAAUUAUAUCGGCAUUUCACUUGGUGCUAAGUGAAUAUCCCAAUGAAGAGGCAGAGAUGAGUAAAUGCAAGUCUGCAGUUAAUCGUAUUAGAAAGAUCGAGAAGAAUAUUGACAUUGCCUAUACUAGUGCACAAGAGCCAAAAUGCAAACCUUUAACAAAAGAACUAGAAGAAGAAGAGAAUCUUUUGAAACAGUGUAUUGAGAAACUUAAAUCAGUUGAAGCUAGUAGACUAGCACUUAUAUCUCAGCUGAAGGAAGCCCUUCAUGAGCAGGAAUCCGAACUGGAGAACAUUCGAACUCAAAUGCAGGUAGCAGAGGCUCAGGCAGAUGAAGCCUGCAACAUACGAGCUCGGCUCAACAAUGGAGACUAUUUGUCCAAACCAUCUAUUAAAACGGCCCUACCAAUUGAUACGAAUUCAAAAGCUGGAGAGACACCAAAGAGGACAGCUGCUGCUAUCGCAGCUGAGGUUGCUGACAAACUUGCAGCCUCUAGCUCCUCUCAGAUGAUCAUGCAUUCAGUUCUUUCCACAUUUGCAGCUGAAGAGGCAAAGAAUGCUGGUCUAACAAAGGGCUCCACAGUGUCCAAGUUAACAUCUUCAUCCGAUGAUUCAGUGAUGAAAUCUGAGAAGUCCUUGCCAAUUAUGGAUCUUAAUGCAUUUAUACCAACAUCAUCUCUUACUGCUCCACCAAAACACUCAUACCAGUCGGUUAUGGUGCCACAACCAAGCAUGCAGAACCAGGCUCCUAGUUCUCAAGGUCAAUAUCACAUUCUUCCUAAUACACCUUCACAGCAGUAUCUGCAGCCAUCAGGAGGGAUCAUGGCCCCUUACGUGUAUGGCAGUAUUCCCCCACUGCCGCCGGGGCCACCACCACCACCUCCACCUCAUAUGAUGAAUCCAAUGAUGCCUUUGACACAGCAGCCAAUGCAAAUUACUCCACAACAUCCAAUUGCUUCGGCACAGCAGCCACCUCCAUUAGCCUAUCAGCAACUAGCACCAUUAACUCAGCAACCACCGGCACCACCAAAUUUUCGACCACUUCAGCCACCAGGAAUGGUGUAUUAUGGUCCGCCACACCUUUCUCAGUGACAAGACUUUUUUUUAGGGUUUAAUUAGGAGUCCAACAGUAAUCACACAGGUAUCAUAAGAUCAUACAAUGCUGUCAGGGAGUGGCGAUUUCAAUUUUUUAGCCCAAAUGGAUCAGAAACUCUUGAGGAAAAAUGGUAAAGUUGGCAUGCUGCUGGUAAUGCCUGAACUGAGGCUCUCUGCAAAAGUAUCAACUUGGCUGUAUGGGUCAUGUAGAUGGCUUUCUCCAUACAUGGAAAGAUUGGAAGACUUCAUCCUGAUGAUUCCAGAUAAGGUCACCACAAAGCAGCGCCAUUUUGUGGUUAGCACUAUGGUUCCUCUGUUCUUUGCAAACAAAUACUUCUAUAUGGUUUGGCUUGAAUCUGUGCAAACUCUCUCUCCAAGGCUCAUAUUACUCAAACGAGGCAUCUGGUUGUCGGUAACUCCCGAAUUAUUUUCUACAUUUGACCUAACAACUCAUUGGAGACCAUACAAGACACUAACAAUCCAAUAUGCUCCACAAAUUUUCAAAUGAUAAUAACAUUGAUUUUAAUCCCAAAUCAAUUCCAGGGAACAACCUAGUUCAUGAAUCAGGUGAGCUGGUUACAAACAUGGAUUAUUAUUUUGGGUCAGUAUUUUGAUAACAAUAGAAUGUUGAAGGUCAAAUCUUCAAGAUUCAUAAUCCAUUUUACCAUUUAUAUGCCAAA
This is a messenger RNA of Carica papaya (papaya), 2787 nucleotides long. The record is from RefSeq and is a predicted model, not a curated record. Lineage: Eukaryota; Viridiplantae; Streptophyta; Magnoliopsida; Brassicales; Caricaceae.